AUGCUACAUGAAACUGGUUACUUCACAGUUAUCCCCGAGAAAUGGCACUUGGCACUGAAGAGAGAGAUCGCACCCUGUUCUCGCGGGUUUAAGAAGAACUUCUCGUACCUUGCUGGAUGCGGGAAGGAUUUCAUCUACGAGCCCCAGCUGGAGUAUGCUGGAGAUGGCUCCUUCACUCUGAUGAGACUGUCUAAAUGGAAGUCUUCGCCGCGAUGGUCGACCGAAUUGACCAAAAAACCCAACGCGUUGUCGACCACCUGUAGGCAACUCGAGAACUAG
This is a messenger RNA of Aspergillus alliaceus, 279 nucleotides long. RefSeq lists its product as uncharacterized. The coding region runs from base 1 to 279 and encodes 92 amino acids. The transcript has 2 exons. NCBI's taxonomy places the organism in Eukaryota, Fungi, Ascomycota, Eurotiomycetes, Eurotiales, Aspergillaceae. The record is from RefSeq and is a predicted model, not a curated record.